AUGGGUGAGCUCAUGCCGAGGGGGGAGGUGGGGGUGGAUUGGGUGAACUCAGCGGAGGUGAUGAGACUGCAUGAUUCCGUGGACCACUGCAUCAAACCGGAGCUCAGCCAUUGGCCAGAGUCAGCGCUGAUGGAUGCAGGGGAUGCUGCCGUGUACGUCACAGGGACCACGCAUCGCCACAUCCACAGCAAGACGCUCACAACAUUGCAGAGCACGUUCUAUAACACCGCGACACCCUGA
Molecule: messenger RNA, 240 nt
Organism: Knipowitschia caucasica
Lineage: Eukaryota; Metazoa; Chordata; Actinopteri; Gobiiformes; Gobiidae
Source: the annotation of a GenBank genome assembly